AUGAGCUCCUAUUUUGUAAACUCAUUUUGCGGUCGCUAUCCAAAUGGCCCGGAGUAUCCGUUACAUAAUUAUGGAGAUCCGAGUGCCGUGAGCGAGCAAUUCAGGGAAUCGGCCAGCAUGCAUUCCGGCAGGUACGGCGGUUACGGCUACAAUGGUAUGGACCUCAGCGUCGCCCGCUCUGCUUCCAGCCACUUUGCGCCAGGGGGGGCCACAGAGAGGGCUCGCGGCGACAGUUACCCCUCCAGCGCCAGCGCCAACGCCAGCGCCGCUACUCCCGACGCCAGGUACACCAACCGGGCGGCGGCCGCUCACUCGCCUGCGCCUGAGUCUCUGCCUUGCGUCGCCGUGGCCGCCUCGCCUCUGAGCGGCGACGCUCACCAUGGUGGGGGGAAAACCUCCACCGUUAACUCGACCACCAGCACUUCGUCCACGUCCGGCGGCACCGCCAGCGCCGGCGGCACAGCCAGCACCAGCACCAGCCACCUGGGCAGAGAAGGGCUUAGCGCGUCGCCGGUCGCCCAGGAGGAUCCUCCCGGCAACAGCGAGCAGGCGACCGCCCAGCAGAAUGACCCAAACACAGCGCAACAGGCUUCCCAGCCCCAGAUCUACCCCUGGAUGAGAAAACUUCACAUAAGCCAUGACAACAUAGGGGGGCCCGAAGGGAAAAGGGCUCGGACUGCUUACACCCGCUACCAGACCUUGGAGCUGGAGAAAGAGUUUCACUUCAAUAGGUACCUGACCCGCAGGAGGAGGAUUGAAAUAGCACAUGCUCUUUGCCUCUCAGAGAGACAAAUCAAGAUCUGGUUCCAAAACAGGCGCAUGAAAUGGAAAAAGGAUAACAAGCUGAAGAGUAUGAGCAUGGCAGCUGCAGGAGGAGCCUUUCGCCCUUAA
This is a messenger RNA of Protobothrops mucrosquamatus (brown spotted pit viper), 891 nucleotides long. RefSeq names its product homeobox A5 (gene HOXA5). Gene Ontology annotation, molecular function: DNA-binding transcription factor activity, RNA polymerase II-specific; RNA polymerase II cis-regulatory region sequence-specific DNA binding. The transcript is spliced from 2 exons. Gene Ontology annotation, cellular component: nucleus. The record is from RefSeq and is a predicted model, not a curated record. The coding region runs from base 1 to 891 and encodes 296 amino acids. NCBI's taxonomy places the organism in Eukaryota, Metazoa, Chordata, Lepidosauria, Squamata, Viperidae. Gene Ontology annotation, biological process: anterior/posterior pattern specification; regulation of transcription by RNA polymerase II.